AUGCAACGUUUGAUUCGCUCCGUUCUCGACCGCUUUUCGCAAAACGGUUCUUCUACUAACCUCAAAAAUUCGUUGACUGCUAGUUCAUCUGCUACCUCAAAUGCCGCCCAAGAGAUCUACCCAACUUUGCCAAAUGCUUCCCCUUCUAAGACGAUAAUUACGCUGCCUUCGCAAACGCGAUUGGCGAGUGGUGCAGAUGUACAUCGAUACAGUCGAGAAAGUUAUGGUUUCGAAGCAAGAAACGAGUCGACGGACGUUCCAUUUUAUGAGGAAUUCCCUCCGAACGCAAUCGUCGUCUACACGGAUGCAAGUUGCAUCCGGGGAAUAGCGACUGGAAUUGCGAACUUUUUUGGAAACGAUCACCCACUUAAUCUCUCCAUGCGGCUAAAUUUGAACGAGCAUAAUAGUGGGAAAGGAGAGAUUUAUGCGACGACAAUGGCUCUUCACCGUGUCGCACAUUGGGAAGACUACAAUGGCGAAUUGGUGAUUGUUCGCACCGAUUAUUUGAACACACUCGUCGCAAUGCGAAAAGGAAACAAUAGCGCUUUUGCUAUGGAUUACGACAAUUUACGAUGUGUGGCCGCAUGGUUUCCACUUGGAGUCGAAUUUCAGUGGGUUAAGGCACAUAACGGUGAUCCGGGAAACGAAAUGGCUGACACAAUGGCAAAAAAUGCAAUUGGAAAAGAUAGAAUUGGUCGAUCAAGCUCGGUGGAACUGUCAAGAUCAAGUAGAAAUCGAUCUCGUACUCAGUCCCGGCGUCGCGUCCGCUCCAACUCUCCUUUUCUCAAGCAAAACAGUAAACGAAGAUCGCAAAGCCGAGAAGAUGGGAUUCUAAAACAAGGAAGACUUUCAAGAAUUGACACCAUUGGAUCCGUUGACGCUGGAUACGGUUCGCGUGGUUCUUCAGUGAGCUCAACUCGAAGUGAUUCGUCACAAGGAUAUUAUGAUGAUUGGUCAAAUGGAGAGCGAAAAGUUUUGAUCAGAGGAGGCAAAUCAUGGAGGAAAGGUGACCGACCUCAAAUCAUCUACCCACACCAAACACCAAUUAUUCCGUAUCUGCAACGAUUCAAAGAUUUAACGAUUCUGCAA
Molecule: messenger RNA, 1089 nt
Organism: Mesorhabditis belari
Lineage: Eukaryota; Metazoa; Nematoda; Chromadorea; Rhabditida; Rhabditidae
Source: the annotation of a GenBank genome assembly